Molecule: messenger RNA, 4374 nt
Organism: Dimorphilus gyrociliatus
Lineage: Eukaryota; Metazoa; Annelida; Polychaeta; Dinophilidae
Source: the annotation of a GenBank genome assembly
ACUUACUUCCUGGGAAUUCCUAGUCAGCUUGUAAACAACCACGUUUUUUUGCUUAAUGAUCUUAUACAUUGCAAUAUACCAGAUAUAAUUAUGAGUACGUGCGAAAAGGAAGGAUGUUCAGUUGUAGCAGCUAAUCCAGCUAGAAAAACUUAUGGUCCUAAAAAAGGUGCCCUGCGUUCACGCAUGAUUCCACCAGAAAUAUUAGAAAAUCCUCAAUUAAACAAGGCUAUGGAAAAGUUACCACACAACUAUAAUUUUGAAAUUCAUAAGACUAUAUGGAGAAUUAAAUCAACAAACGCCAAAAAAGUCGCUUUACAAUUUCCCGAGGGUUUACUGAUGUUCUCAUUGACCAUAGCGGAUAUAAUAGAAGAAUAUACAGAAGCUACGACCUUUAUAAUGGGGGAUGUUACUUAUGGUGCAUGCUGUAUUGAUGAUUUUACUGCUCGAGGCCUAGACUGUGAUUUCAUGGUACAUUACGGUCAUAGUUGUUUAGUUCCCAUAGAAAAGACUGAAGGAUUAAACAUGUUAUACGUCUUUGUUACCAUUGACCUGGAUACAAACCAUUUUGUACAGUGUGUUACUAAAAAUUUCAAUUCAAAGAAACACUUGGCUUUCGUCAGUACCAUACAAUUUCUCAAUUCUGUGCACUCCUGCACUGAUAUUUUUACCAAUAAAGGUUAUAAAGUAACGAUACCUCAAGCAAAACCUUUAUCUCCUGGGGAAAUUCUCGGUUGCACUUCUCCCAAAUUACCAAAGGAUGUUGAUGCUUUAAUAUAUCUGGGAGAUGGAAGAUUUCACAUGGAGUCUGUAAUGAUUGCUAACCCGGAGAUAGCUGCCUACAAAUACGAUCCCUAUAGUAAAGAGAUUACACGGGAAUAUUAUGAUACGGAAUUAAUGCACAAAAUUAGACAAAAUGCUAUAAAAGCAGCAUCGCAGUCAAAAACUAUAGCUGUAAUCCAGGGAACGUUAGGUAGACAAGGAUCUCGACCAGUAACCGAAUACUUAAAGAAAAAAAUCGAGGACAGUGGACGUAAAUGUGUUAUGGUCCUUUUAGCUGAAUUAUUUCCUUAUAAGCUCAAAGAAUUUAAUAAAGUGGACGCGUGGGUUCAAGUUGCAUGUCCAAGAUUGUCUAUUGAUUGGGGUUCAUCUUUCGAAAAGCCGGUCCUUACCCCCUACGAGACAAAGAUCAGAGGAUAUACCAGUUGGGUUAAUCUCAGAUUAAAGCCGUAUGAUAACCUUAUGAACAAUGUCCUAAUGGAUUUGUUAUCCGGAACAAAUUUAAAAUGUUUAGUCGAAAGUCUUAUUGGAAAAUCGCCAUCGAAUGUCGAUAGUCUGGAUCAACUAACUCAGCAACAGAAGAUAACAAGAGUGGAAUGGUUAGUAAACGAAUUGAAAAAAUUUAAAGUUCUUUCGGAUGACGUCUUGGUUGACUAUAGACUAUUUGCAAUGAAAAGUGCUGAUCAUGUAUUCGACUUGCUCUGGCGUCUUCUCUCUCACGACGCCAGACUAAUGUGGGAGCGUAUAGAAUUCCUUCAACAAAGCGACGAUAUUCUAUUAGAGCAUGUAUUCCGUUGGGUACCAGAUGCACCUCCAGAAGCUAAGCGAACGGUCAAAAAGACUCAAAAUUUAUUAUCUGGUUUUGGUGCGUCUAGUUUUAAUAUUGAAUAUGUAAAUGAGGAUAACGACGAUGACAAAGAAUCAAACAAUUACGAAAGAUUUCCCGAAGUCGAUUUUAUGAAACGCUUUAAAAAAGUAAAACGUAAUAAAUUUCCUCCACCGCAAGACUGCAUUCUCGAACUAGUAAAUACUCAAUUAAAACACACUAACGAAGGAUUAAAGUUACAUUGUGAUAGCCUUGAUGAUUUAUCAGAUUCUAGGAUUUUAUGUGCCUUACUUAAUUCGUUCGUUCCAAAUACAUUCACUUCAGAGAUACUUUUAAAUGAUAGAUGGACAAUGAAUUGUGUGUUAAAAACUGCCGAAGAAAUGUUCUAUUCAAAUAGCCUUUUCGAUUCGGAAGAUCUAGUGGAAGGCGAUAGUAAGAGUCUUACAGCCUAUUUUCUAGCAUUCUUCAUGCUGGCUUACAAAUUUAAACAAUGUAAAGUAGUAGCGGCUAAAUCAACGUCAAUAAAACGAGCUAUCAGAGGAUUUCGAAACGAAUUAAUCUCUGAUGGUAGUUUGACAGGAGAAAUUAGCCCUAAAUUAUACGCUAAAGAACGAGAAUUGGAACAAUUAUCUAAUAAGUUCGACAUAGAAUUCAGCGAAAAAUGGAUUAAACACGUUGAGCAAGUUCAAAAAAAGACUCAAGAUACUAUUCGGCUGUUAAUGAGACAGAAAUUCUGUAAAGUUAAUGUCCCAAGGAGUCUUACGGUUGGAGAUUUAUGCCUCUCAAUGGGUAUUAAUUUGACAUUAACCAACGGAAGUGGCUUUUAUUUGUUAGAAUCUAGAGAAACAUUUACGGAAGGUCGGAAAUGUGUUAUACACCUAAAUCGGCAUGAUGAAAAGAACGAUAGCGCUAUUUCUGGUGAAUUUGUUGACAAUUUUUCCAGUACAAAAAAUUCAUCAAAUAAUGUUGUUAAACAGAUAUUAAAGCUUUCUCAUUCUGGUACAGCCGAUAUAAAUCCUAAACAUUUCGAUCAAUACGAAGUGUUCUUUGAGGCACAAUCAAAAAAUAAGCAACUUAGAGCCGGAACAAUCUUUCUUUAUCAAGUAUUCCCUAGUAGUCAUUCAACAUGGUAUAAAAUACUUCUUAAAGCCAUUAAGGAUAAUGAUAAUGAAACUUUAACGAAAAUGGUCUCGUUCUUUCGUAGUACUCCAUCUUUCAUAAACUGUAAAGAUGGUCCUGCAAAAAAUACUCCCUUACACACAGCCGCUAGGCUUGGUCAUACAGAAAUGGUUGGCAUUCUCUUAGAGUUCGGGGCCAAUAUAGAUCAACAGAAUCUUUUAGGUCAAUCGCCCCUAUUUUCAGCGGUUGAGGGCUUACAUCAAAGGACAGCUCAUUUAUUAAUUGAAUGGGGAUGUGAUGUUCAUUUAAAAGAUGAAAAGAAUAGAACGGCUUUUGAUACGAUCAAAAACGACGAAUUUAGAGAUGCUCUUAUAGAAAUAUAUAGGCGCUAUUCAACAAUUGUACCUCUUAUUAUGUCGGGUGAUUCGCAAGCUUUAAACGAAGUUUUCGAGGAUCAUAUUAGUGGAAAGAAACGCUUAUGUAGUCUACGAAGCCGUUUUAUAAAUGGUAGUACGCUUCUACACACGGCCGCUUAUUUCGGCGAAAAAUCUCUGAUACGGAAAUUGCUAAAUGUCGGAUUAGACAUUAAUCUAUUGGAUUAUAAGGGAGCUGUAGCUCUACAUAGGGCUAAAGAUGCCGAUACCCUUUCCGUACUUACGGCUGCUGGAGCUGAACCGGAUAUAACUGAUUUCGACGGUAACACCCCAUUGCAUGUAAAAUGCUAUGGUGAUACAGGAAAACCAUCGGCGGUCAAUUGUGUUGACGGCCUAAUUAAAAUUGGAGCAAAGCUCACAGUUCGCAAUCAUAAAAAGUUACUUCCAAUUCAUUGUUGUGCAAUGCAGGGGAGAGUAGAUCUAAUAAAGAUAUUAAUGGAGGCUGAGGGCGGAGAUGAAAUGUUGAAGUCGUUGGCCGAUGAGGAGGAUAGAAAUCCACCUAGCUUACCACAUUUAGCUUUGGCUAAUGACUAUUUAAAUGCAGCAGAAUGGCUCUUAGAGCGAGAGUUCUUUUUAAAGAGGUCAGAGCCAGAAAUAUUAAUUCAAAGAAUUAUUACGGAAAAAAUAAAAGUUAGCGAAAAAAUUAGAGCCAUUAAACUACUUAUCAAAUACGGAGCGGAUCCUAAUCAUAUUUACGAGGGAAGUGGCUAUACAGCAUUGCAUUACGCUGCAUCCGUAACAAAUUCCAAUGACCUUUUAGAAGUUCUUGUUGAAAGUGGAGCCGAAAUUGAAGCGGCUGCUGAAUAUAAUGCUGUUACACCUUUGCAUAUCGCUUGUCAAGUGAACAAUCGAUUUGCCGCUUCAUAUCUAAUUUCAAAGGGAGCUGACUGCAAUAUAAAGGAUGUUAAAGGAUUAACGCCCUACGAUUAUGUAAUAGAUUACGAAGAAUGGAUUGAUUCGGGAAAUUUUUCAGAUGAAACAUGCGCCAUCUUAAAAGCUUUCAAUCUUAAGCACACAAGAGAUUUAAUUAGGGCUAUUUCCAACAGAGUAAGAAUAGUACCCUCGCUAGCCGGUAGCCCGCAACCAGCUAUCAUAUCUGGUUGGAGUUCAGCCACAUCAUCAAGAAAGAAACCUGUGAGAAUACGAUCAAGGCUUAGAUCAACAACUUCUUUACCUGCAAUUCGGAAUACAAACAGCAGUAGAAGUUAUUAUAGAUAA